AUGGGCUACCCCACCGCCGACGCCGUCACUGGAGUUGAGUGCCACAAACAGGUCCGAUCAUGGAGGCUCUUACGUUCUCUCAUCCAAGUCCUAAUCCCCACCUGCAACUCUUCCUCCUUGUUGGACCAACGUCAUCAAUAUCUAAACCCAGAAGCUGAUCAUAAUCCCAGCUCAAUGAUCACGGCCUUGUCUUCGUCGUGUUCCUCUGUAAUUUCCGGCACUAUAUUUGGAUAUCGCCAUGGGAAUGCCAACUUGUGUAUUCAAGAGAAGCCGAGUUCACCAACCCCACUUCUUCUUCUUCACCUUCCGAUUCCGACGACUGUGCUGGCAAGGCAAAUGAGAGGAGGAACACUGAGAAUGGUGUUACAGAGAGCAAGUAUUACUCCAAGAUCUUGCUGUUGUUGCAGUAGUAGGGUUUUAUCGAUCCCUCUCUGGGCUUUGUACUGCAACGGGAAGAAGCAAGGCUACGCAGUGAAGCGCAAGCCUGAGAGUGUGGACAUGGAAGUUUUGAGGUUGACGCGGAAGGUUGUUGCAGAAUGCAGAAAACUGUUUGGUGUGCAUGUUACCUUUGGUUUUUAG
Neltuma alba is the source of this 579-nucleotide messenger RNA. RefSeq names its product protein MIZU-KUSSEI 1-like. The record is from RefSeq and is a predicted model, not a curated record. The transcript has 2 exons. Gene Ontology annotation, biological process: hydrotropism. The coding region runs from base 1 to 579 and encodes 192 amino acids. Lineage: Eukaryota; Viridiplantae; Streptophyta; Magnoliopsida; Fabales; Fabaceae.